Didymosphaeria variabile is the source of this 2121-nucleotide messenger RNA. RefSeq lists its product as uncharacterized. The transcript is spliced from 2 exons. The coding region runs from base 1 to 2121 and encodes 706 amino acids. Lineage: Eukaryota; Fungi; Ascomycota; Dothideomycetes; Pleosporales; Didymosphaeriaceae. The record is from RefSeq and is a predicted model, not a curated record.
AUGUCUCUGCAGGAGGUGCUGAUAACUUUUGCACGCUAUCAGCCGCUGCCCACCAAAACAACAAUCCGGAUCCUCAUACUCGAAGCGGGCAAGCCGGACGACGAUAUCUACGUCUGGCUGAUACCUGCAGACCUCGAUGCCGACCAUGACAUAUAUCCAUUAACGGUUCCAGGAGCGCCUAUCCGUACUGCCUUGAAUACCCGGGCUCGUGUACUUGGCGGAGGUUUUCGCAAUUUUGUCUCACGACUUGAUCUCUACAAGACACCGAGUGGCUCUUUGGCUAUAAACCCAUUUCAACGGUACACGGCGCUCAGUUACGUGUGGGGCGAUCCCAAUGACCCUGAGUAUGUUGUGGUAAAUGGAUUCGAUCGCGUACCAGUAACAAGGAACCUGUUCCGCAUGCUGAAGGCCCUUCGUUCCAGAGAUGCUGGGCUCCCCUUAUGGAUUGAUGCACUUUGCAUCAAUCAGCGUAACCACCAAGAAAGGGCGGCUCAGAUCGGAUUGAUGAGACGCGUAUACCAGCAGGCACAAACAGUAUUUUGUUACAUCCCACUUGCGAAGGUUGAUGCAGACCGAGUUGUGGAACUUUGCACACUGUUAUUGGAUGCUGGAAGGCAACUCUUCGAGCAAAAGGAGAAUGAGACGGGUCUGGCAUCCACAGAAGCCGAAAUUUGGGAGUCUUCGCGCCUUUUUCGCAAGUAUAGAGACAUGCAAAACUUCAAAUCCGCCUUGGACAUUCACAGCGACUACAUUGACUCGGAAGCGGCGGGGCAAAUCAAGACGCCCUGGAUGUUGACUGAAACGAUAGACCAUACAACUAGGUCUACGUUCUUGGAGGAUGGAAAAGAGAUUCCGCACUAUGAAAGCCCAUUGUGGUGUUCCUGGCGUCGAUUCUUUGCAUCGCCGUACUUCACUCGAAUGUGGGUUCUGCAGGAAUUCUGCCUUGCCAACGAUCUUAUUCUGUGCACUGGAACAGAAUUCCUGUCGUUUACAACCAUCGCCGCAGCGCAACACGUAGUCCGCGUUUUCAGUGGUGUUGAUGGAGCAGGAUAUCUUGGUUACUCUUGUCAUGGUGACCCAGCAGACCUGCAUCGUGAAGCUCUCAUUGGAUGGCAUGGAUUCCUCAUGAUGUCUCAAGGUAGAGCUCCGGAAAUGGUAGGAACACUGAUAGAAAAGUUGCGUGGAGCGAGAUUUUUGAACGCUACAGAUCCAAGAGACAAGGUGUACGGUCUCUUGGGCUUAGCUUAUGACGGCUAUGACUUUUUCAAUCACAUCAGCUACGCUCCGGACGAAACACCCAAUCGAACCUUCACUAGAUUUGCGAAGCUGUUCAUUGAGAAGGGUCAAAUAUUUGAGGAUUGGUCAAAGAAAGGUUCGAGACCACAAGAGCGUAUUGCAAGACGUGGCCGGUCAACGCAAUAUAUGACCACGAAGUUCGUCGGUGAUGAUCAACUGGUAAUCCGUGGCGUUAUGAUUGAUCAAAUCGAGGCUGUGUCAGAUAUGGGAUUCACCUCGGAUUUGGAUUACGAUGAGGAUGUACCUUCCAACGGUGAAGCGCGCGACGCAUGGCACAAUGGCUUCAUCAAAGGUUUUCUGCUCUUGUUCGACGCUCUGGUCAAGGACGAGGAGUCCUUCCAAUGGGUCACCGAGUCCAUGUUUGAAUUGCUUAUUGAUAAAGAGAGGGUUUCAACUGCCUUUUCUCCUCCCCACUUAUGCGAUCCUAAAGAUAAGAAAACCCUGCGCGAUGGCUUCGAUUUCCUGAUGCGUCGCGUAAGUGUAUGGGCUGGACAACUAGACGAACCAGACGCAGGCCACGGACUUUCAUGUGUGGACAUCUCUUCGGGAGAUCUAUAUCGGUUUUACAGACGGGCGAAGGGCAUUACCAACCACUCGCGAAUAUGUGUAACAUCAAGUGGAAGCGCUGGGCUUUGUCCAAACCGGGUAAAGGUUGGGGAUACCGUGGUCAGGUUUGAGGGAAGCCCUGAUUAUUAUCUCGUACGUCGCGUUGCCCCUGCACUCACUCAGAAUGGUAAAGGUGGUGACACUUACAAUUUGGUUGGCCAAGCAAGCUUCGUCGGCAUGUCUGUGUCCGCGGAAAGCAAAGAGAUUGUGCUGGUAUAA